Messenger RNA from Diachasma alloeum, 2255 nucleotides. It is a transcript of the gene Dronc, whose product is annotated as caspase Dronc. The coding region runs from base 326 to 1645 and encodes 439 amino acids. Gene Ontology annotation, biological process: proteolysis; regulation of apoptotic process. Lineage: Eukaryota; Metazoa; Arthropoda; Insecta; Hymenoptera; Braconidae. Gene Ontology annotation, molecular function: cysteine-type endopeptidase activity. The transcript is spliced from 6 exons. The record is from RefSeq and is a predicted model, not a curated record.
AAAACCAUGAGAAUAGUCUGGAAGGAAAGUGGCGGGAUCUCGGAACUCUCGGACCAAUUAGCCAUUUUGUGAUUAGAAGUAGUGAUAGUCAGUGGUAGAUGAAUGCUCAGAAAUUUGUGUGUCGUGAUUAAUUAAUGAGAAUUAGGGAAAAUCGAGGGGUUGCAGCUAGCAACAAGUAUUUUUGUGGUUCGAAUUGGUGCAAUAUUCUGUUGUCAUGAACACGUAUGACAGCUCUGGCUAUUGGUCCUUUGUUUAGUUGCUCAAGUGACGUCUCACGUAUUCUUUGCAUUUAUUUACUGUAUUUAUUUAGUUGGAGUACUUAACAAUGCUCCAACAACAUCGUGCUAGCAUUGAUCUCUGUUGUAAUACGCUCGCUAAAAAAGUUAAUAUGGUUAGGCUCUGGCCCAAGUUGUUGAAGUAUAGAAUUUUUAAUCCUGAUGAUGUUAACAUACCGAGGUGGCAGGAAAGCCUCAGUGAUGUGAACACUAUAAAGGAGAUAGUAACGACCAUAAAGACCCGUGGACCAUUGGCAUUUGACUAUUUGCUCAGGAGCCUGACGGAAAUUAAUCAAGCCAAUCUAGCAGAAAUUCUAUCAGCCUCAAUCGUCGACACUGCCUCAAAUAACAACACCAAUAAUGUUCAUAAAAUAUCCCAGAAUCUUCCACAGAAUGUGACCACCCAAUGUGCUCCAUCGGAUAAGGCGCCCAGUAAUGGAAGACAAGAUUUGAAUUAUGAGGAUAACCUGUUUGACGAUUUAAGGGUUCUGGGCGAGGCGCCUGUAGUAGUAAAAGUGAAAAAAUCUACAGAAUUUCUGGAUGAAAUCGAUAAUCAUAUACUCGGGAGAUAUCCAAUGCGAAGUAACCCACGUGGAUUAGUUCUACUGAUAACGUUGAUGGAUUACCAGAAAAAUAAGAAAGUGAGACACGCAGCUGAACAUGAUCACCACAAUUUAACGCAAUUAUUCGAACAAAUGGGUUUCGAAGUCAUAGCGAAGACGAAUCUAUCUGCUAGUGAGAUCACGAGAGAAGUCUUUGAAUUCUCCCAGAAACCUGAACAUCGCAAAAUGGAUUCUUGUUUCGUUAUUAUAUCGGGUCAUGGCAACAGAUCACCGACUGGCCAAACUGUUAUCCUUGGAAUUGACGAUACUGGCCAUGAACAUCCUGAUCACCAAAUCGCGAGUUUUGAUAUCAUCAAUUAUUUUUCAGCUGAAAAUUGUCCAGCACUCAGUCGUAAACCCAAGAUAUUUAUUUUCCAAAUUUGCAGAGGUGAUUCUACCCAAUUUGCUGUGAUGGAUCGCGGUGUUCAUUCCGUUCGCUACAACCAGAAUCUCGAUCUCAGCAAUCAGGAUGCCCCACGUGAUGGGACAAGCAGAAAUUUCGAGCACAUUCUCAUUGUUAAUUCUACACUGCCAGGAUAUGUAUCAUUUCGUGACGAAUCUUGCGGAUCUUGGUUCAUUCAAAUACUCUGUCAAGUAUUUAUGAACAUGGCAUGCUCACUCCACAUUCGUGACUUAUUCGAUAAAAUAGAUGAAUUGAUAUCAACUAAGAGGGCUGGGUACUACAAGUGUCAAACAACAACAGUGAAGGGCAUUGGAUUCAACAAGCAUCUGUACAUAAAUCCUGGACUCUUUCCAGAGGAUUCCUAAUCUCCUCCCUAGGAUAAUUACCAUUACUCAUUAUUUAUUCACACAAUGAUUUCAUAUCUAGUUACUUUAGGUGCAAUUAAAACAGAUAUUUUCUGUUUAUCCAUUUAUCGUUCAUUGAUAUUGUAUUAUUUUAAUGUGAAUGUGGCUCCAACAUUCCCGCAAUUUUUUUCAUAAUCAUGCUCGUGAGAGUCAACAAUUCUUCCUGGAGAGGCUUUUUUACUUCGAUUCUGGGUGCAUCGAAAAUAUUGACUAUUGUCAUUCGCAUUCUGGACUCGAGUAUUUUUAAUUAAUGACACAUUUACUCAGGUUUAAUGUAUGCUAUUGUAUUACAUGAAAAUUUUUAUAUAUUUAUACGUUGAUGAAAAAAUAAUAAACGCAUGGCAUGUUUGUCAGUUUUUUUCUCAUCCAAAUAUGAGGUGCCCUAGCAUGUAAAAUUCUUCCAUAUGGUUGACUCCAUCGUUUUAAGGAAAAUUAUAUUACCUGAUAUCACUAAUUAUGAAGCAUUUAGACGAUAUUCACGACCAAAGGAGUGAAAAUGAAAGUGCUCUACGGCGAAUUCCUAAAAUUGUCCAACUAUGGAAUAAAUUCACGUAAAAAUAAUAAGCAUAAA